AUAACGGCGUGUUAAUGUGUCGUCUUUAUGGUGUUUUGUCUUAUUUAUUAUUAAUGAUUUAUUUUUAACAUUGCUAUAAAUAAUGUGUAAUCGUUAUAUUCUGUUAGUGCAUAUAUACAUUUGGUUUUUAAAUAUUUAACUGCAUUUGUAUACAACGAGUACUUCUAAAUUCUUCAAAUACUAGGUUAUGUUAUGAUUGAUUCACAUUUUAAAAAAGAAAAAAACAAAUAAUCGAGUAUCGUUGUACAAUUUACGUCAUUUACAUCAGUUUCCUUCAUAAUGGACAUUUUGCCAACGCAAGUUUGUGAAAAUGAUGAUUUUAUGCCAACUCAGAAGUUGUCUCAUUCCUCACAAUAUGAAGCUGGACAAGAACCAAUACAAAUUGCGGUACUGAAUAUCGGCUCCAAUGCAUAUCCAAUUAAAAAAGGAAUUACCAAAAUUGGCAGACAUCCAGAUUGCAAUAUUGUUCUGUACGAUCAGACGGUAUCUAAGAUGCACGCGGAAAUCGAAGCAAGCAGUUGUGAGACAUCCGUAUGGAUCUGCGAUCUGAAUUCUUCCAAUAAAACAAAACUCAACAAUUCAAUAUUAAGGCCGGGGCGGUGCUAUGAAUUGAAAGAUGGAACCGUGAUCGAAUUUGGCAUGGUUCGCGCAAUUUACAAGCUCCAUUAUUCAAUGGAUGACUCUUUGAUCCCAGAAACACCGGCACCGCCACGUCAAAUGAAACUGAUUAUACCAGGAACACCUGACUCGUCAAUGAACAAUUCAACCGCUUUGGAGGGGAAUGACUCUGUAAUACCUAGCACUCAAGGUGGAGAUGAAACAUCCGUAUUUCGACGUCCCUGUAUACCUCAACAUAACUACAGCAACAACAGCAACAGCAGUAACAUUAAGAAAACCAUUGUUUAUGAUUUUUCUACUGAUGACAGCAUGGACGAUUCAUCAAGUUCCACUAAGCGGGAAAAGGAAAAUGUAGGUGCACAAAGGGUCAGUAUUCAUGAUAUGGAGACGCAGAAAUCGUUUGAAUCGCUGAACGAUACGGAUAUCCACGACGUUGAAACUCAAAAGAUCUGCACGAGUAAGAUUACAACUACUGAAAACAAGAAGCCAAUUGACAUUCAUGAUAUGGAAACGCAAAACGAUCAGAACUUACAGAUGCAAGGUAAUGUUUCUGAUAUCCACGAAAUGGACACUCAAUAUGACAUAGACAUCAAUAAUGUAAUGACAUCAAGAGCGAUUGGGUGUCAGAACGUUUCAACACAAGAUGCUGAGGAUAGCACUCGAGAUGUCGAGAAAAAUAAAACAGAAAAAACAGAGUUACCAGAAGAUACUAAAGGCAGUAAUAAGAUGCAUGUACAAAAUAUUGAAGCUGAAGAGGGGUGCUGUUCCAAUAAUGCUAAUAUUCAUGACGAUAAAUACGAAGGAAAUAAUACGUCUAAAACAGUCGUAACUAUAAAACAACAAGAUAUUGCUAUGCGCGAUGAGCAAACCGAAGGUAUUCAGAAAACUUCACAAGGUUUCCUGCAAUUAUCGCUUUCGACAAAUUUUGAGGAUGACUGUUCAGAGCUCGAUAAAAGCCAUAAUUUACUUGGUUCGCAAAAUUUAUUAGAGGACUUGAUUGGAGAUGACGAUGUACUGAAUAAAUCACAUUCAAAAGCAUCGACGUCUACAAAGUCUUCAUGCCUGAGUAACAAUGAAACGACUGAAAAGAGCACCGACGAUGAGAGCAUAUUUGACGCGGCAACCCAAGUCAACGCCAAGGAUGGAAAUGUUUUCAAAACCGUUACUCGAUCCGUCGAGUAUCCACUUAAAGCUGCUUUAGUGGAAGAUGACUCUGAUGACACUGAUCAAGAAUGUUUAUUUCAAAGGUAUUCGCGUAUUGCCAGUCAAGAUAGUCAAAACCCUUCGAAAAGUCAGUCACUUAAAAGCGAAGAUUCGGAUACGGACGAGGAAGGUCAAUUCACGGAAAUAGCCGUGAAAGAAAAACGAGCAUGUCUGAGUUUUGAGGCGCGACAGAAUGCAAGUAAAGAAGUUACAAGUGGGGACUCGGACGACCUAUUCGAGAUGCCUACACAACAGGUAAACCGAAAGAGCAAAAAUUCAUUAACUACAGUUGACGUUGAUUUUGAUGCGCCAACGCAAGUAAUCAAAACGAAUAAAUCUGAAGACAACGCAAAGAUGAAGGAGAUAGAAGUCGACGAUUUGGCAGCGACACAAAUUCUUCAACCAAUUGAAUCUCCCUCGAGUGUAAACAAGCCUAUCGAUUUAACAAAAAAUAAUGCAGCAUCUACCGAAAAAGAUAUUACCGAAAUGGACGAUAAUAUGCCUACUCAAAUAAUGAACAUUUCCGAGACGGUUCCAGAAUCUGCUGAGAGUGAAUCACCCAGUCCUGACCUUUUGAAUCCAAACUCCGUGGAUGGAAACAGCGAUAAAGAUAUCGAUUAUGAAAUGGCUCCAACGCAAUUAAUCAGCGAGGUCGACAAAAGCCAAUCUGUACCAAAUGAUGGCGAUAGGAAAAAUGCUUCAAAAAAAUUGAAAGAAACAAAUUUAAAUGAUACAUUGGAACAAAAUCUAAAUGAUAUGUUCGAGGAUGUGAACGAGGACGAUAUAGAAGACCAGUCGCUGAUGUCAACCCAGGUUCUUACAAAUAUUUUGCAGUCGUCGCAACGCGAGGAUAAAUCUGACACUAGUCAUAACGUAGAUAGCGAGUCCCCAACAAAUAAUAAAGUAAAGAAAUCCCCAAAAGGUAGAAAAAGAAAAACUCCAGGGAUUGAUUUAAUAUCUCAUUCAACGCCGCGAAAACAGAAUCGUAGAUCUAAUUUAAAGAAUAUCACUAUCGACGACGAAUCACAAAAUGCGGGAAAUUAUAUCGCCAAUCUUACUCCGACGCAAAAACAAAAUGUUUUAUUGAAUUCCCAAGACGUUGCUGGCCCUGUUAAAAAUACAUCAGACAAUAGCAAAGAAGAGGAACAUGAAACAAUGUCAGAAGCUACGAGUGCUAUGAAUAAUAAAACCAUUAGUGUUUGUGAAACACUAUUGAGGUCUACACCUAAACGUUUAUCAAUGCCAAGGUCGUUGGCAAAAAAUAAAAAUGUGGAAUUGGAAGUGUCUGAAACGGUCACAGAGAAAACGGACGAAUCUAAGAAUAACAAAGUUAUGUUGGAAGAAUCUUCCAAAACGGAUGAUCAAAUAUCGAUAACAUCAGUGAAUACCAGACAAUCACGACUAAACUCUUUGAUAUUGAAUAAUGAUGAUGAUGAUAUUUUAGCUGGUUUACCUGAAGUUAGAAUUUCAGGUACUUUAUCUAACCCAGCAAGUCCAACAACGCCGAUAUCAAAGAAACGAGGCCAAAAAAAGGCUGUACCUAGAAAGAAACCAACUUCGCGGAAAUCAACACGAAAACUACCUGUUCGUGGGAACGCGGAAGAUGCUGAACCUCGUGUUAGUAAAUUGAAUUCUUCGCCAAUUUUGGGAAGAGUUAGUCAUCUUGAUGGCGACAAAGCGUCCACAAAAGUACACGAAAGUGACGAUGAAAGAAUAACUAAACCGUCUAAGCAAUCGACGAGGAAAAUAGCAUCUGAAACCUUACAUAAAUCCAAAAAGAAUGCAUCUCUAUCGCGAGAAAAAUCAAUUUCUGCUAUCGAUUCACAAGAACAAACAAGAUAUAGUCCUCCCAUUCAGAGCAAUAGAAAGACUCGUCGUUCCAGCAAAGAGAAUGUUGAUAAUUCGUCUAUUUUUCAGGUACAAAACGAAGAUUUGAUUGGAAACACAGCUACCGAACCUGCGAAAAGAACUACAAGUUCUUCACGUCUUGAAAAGAAAUCACUCAACUCGACAGAUAUAAUUGAAACUAGUAACGCAAAAAUGCGUAAGGGCGAUGCCAAUAAAAGUAACUCUAGAGGUACCAAAGGUAGAAAGAGUACCGCUAGAAACACAAUCGUUAACCAAAAUUCCAGUAAUAUUCUUGAUUACGUAAUUAAACGAAACUCGCCAGUCAAUGUAAAAGAUCCAUGUAACACGCAGCCGUCAGUUAGUCAAGAAAACUUACAGUCUAAACAAUUGGUAAUUAAAAUUAUGAAAGUAUCUCAUAAUAAACAAACAGGCUGUUUAUCUCCAAGUAUCCCGACCGAGUCAAUAGUUGAAAAUAACAACAUGGAAACUAAACAAACUCGUCGAAAACGCGUCAAUAAACGAGUUGCGUCAAACAAUGCAGUUACUACGGAAACUGAGGAAGCUGUACAAAAUGUGAGGACACGAGGAAACAAGAGUCAGAAAGUAACGAAUAGACGCCAAUGUGAGGUAGAAAUUGUCUGCUCUCAGGGUGGAGAAGAAUCACAAGAAGUUGAGAUGAUAAUGAAUGGUUCGCUUAAAGAUCAAAGUACUAAUUUAGACACGCACAAAAAGACAGAAAUAAAUGAAAAAAUAAGUGGCAGAACUAGAAAUUCUAGAAAACGUGCAAACGCGGUCAUUUACACGGAUGACGAUUCCUUAAACAGUAAUUCUUCCGAUUUGGUUGAAUUUGAUAAUGAACAAUUUCAAAGACCCAGUUCAAAAGCUAAACGAGCAAAAACGUUUAAAAAUUCUUCAAAUAUCACUAACAUCCCAGAAGAUGAACCUGAUACAACAACAAAGACGAGCAAUAAACGACCAUUCAGAUUAACACGUGGUUCCCAACAAUCAGUUUCCGAUUCCUCAAUGUCGGAUCAUUUAGAAACUAAUAAUAAUGCAAGUUUUGUAAAGAAUACGUCGAGUAAAGUGAAUAGUACUAGAUCAAGAGGAAGACAACCGAAAGCAGAGAAGCUUAAAGUUGAGAAAAAACAAAGUGAAUAUUUCAUAGAGGACAAUUCUUCAUCAGAAAUGAAUUCCUGUGUUGAUAAUGCAUCAAUUCUUGUAACGCCUACCAGAUUACGCAGAAGUAUGUCUUCUUCAUUAUCAGCAUCAUCGCCGCUCAAAGUAAAGCAUAAAAUUUUAUUCACGGGUAUUACGAACGACUACAGCAAAUUAUUAACAAAAUUGGGUGCCUCGCAAGUUGAAGAUGCAUCAAAAUGUGAUGUACUGGUCACAGACAAAGUACGAAGAACUGUUAAGUUUUUGUGUGCAUUAGCGCAAUCUGUACCAAUAGUUUCAAUCGAUUGGUUAAUUGAAAGUGAAAAAGCUGGCCACUUUAUGGAAUUAAAAAAUUAUAUCUUGAAAGACCCUGUUGCGGAAGCUAAAUUUGGGUUCAAGUUAAGAGGAAGCUUAGAAAAGGCAAAAGAACACAAGCUGUUAGAAGGAUACACAAUUCUACUAACACCCAAUGUAGCACCUCCACCUUUACCGGAAUUAAAAAGUAUAAUAAGUUCGUGCGGUGGUAAAGCGUUAGUUCGAGCGCCAUCAUCAUGGCCACAACGAGCAGUAAUCAUUUCUCGAUCGGAAGAUUUAGCAAACGCAAAAAAGUUUCUCGCUAAAGCUCCAAAAACUGUCACUAUACAGUCUACGGAAUUUUUAUUAACUGGAAUCUUAAGACAGGAGUUAAACUUUGAUAAGUACCAAUUAAAAUAAUUUGUUUUAAUUAUUAUACUUUCUUACAACAAAUAAGCCAAAUGUGUAUUGUAAGUGAUACGUGUAUACCGUUUGUAUAUAAUUAUUUUUGUUAGAAUUUUACACAAAUGCAUUUAUAUAAUAAUAAUUAUAUUCUAUCAAACUUAAUGCUAUACAUUUUAAUUUAGUAAUACAUAAAUAUAUACAUCUAAGUGUAAAUUUCAGGACAUAUAGAUACAAUAUUAUUUUUACGAAAUUAUAUAAUCAUAAAUAUUUUCGACUUUAAGUUACUUAAUAUUCUUUUCGAAUCAAAAAACUAUUGAAACAUUUCCAGUGUUUCUCAAAGAUUAUUUUGUACUUAUUUUUUUUAGUAAUUAUAAAUUCUUAUGAGAUUUUAGGUUUUCGCGGCCUGAGUUUAUACUCGAAUUCAUGGCUUCUAGAUGGAUGCCGCGUCUCUGUUCAACGAUUUGCCGGCGUUUUGCAAAUAACUACCGAUAUAUAGACUUCCAAAAAACA
Molecule: messenger RNA, 6033 nt
Organism: Colletes gigas
Lineage: Eukaryota; Metazoa; Arthropoda; Insecta; Hymenoptera; Colletidae
Gene: mu2
Product: mediator of DNA damage checkpoint protein 1
Exons: 6
Coding region: 280-5538 (1752 amino acids)
Biological process (GO): positive regulation of transcription initiation by RNA polymerase II
Cellular component (GO): nucleus
Molecular function (GO): protein binding
Source: RefSeq, a predicted model, not a curated record